Molecule: messenger RNA, 852 nt
Organism: Eucalyptus grandis
Lineage: Eukaryota; Viridiplantae; Streptophyta; Magnoliopsida; Myrtales; Myrtaceae
Product: LRR receptor kinase BAK1-like
Exons: 1
Coding region: 1-852 (283 amino acids)
Biological process (GO): protein phosphorylation
Cellular component (GO): plasma membrane
Molecular function (GO): ATP binding; protein kinase activity
Source: RefSeq, a predicted model, not a curated record
AUGGUGUUCAAUCUCCGAACCUUCAGUUUUGCCGAGUCCGUUGAAGACGAUCCAACACCUCCUAAAAGCUUCUCCCUAAAGGAGCUCCGACGCGCAACGGACAACUUCAGCAGCAAAAACAUCGUGGGGAGCAUUUGUUGGGGCAAGGUUUACAAGGGGCGCUUGGCCGAUGGUUCGCAAGUGACAGUGAAAAGAGCAAACUAUGUCAAUCGGUCAAGCGAGGAGGAAUUCGAAGCAGAAGUGCAAGUGGGAAGCACGGUUUCGACGCACCCAAACGUGCUACGCCUGAGGGGCUUUUGUAGGACCAAGAAAGAGCUUUUAUUGGUGUAUCCCUUGAUGAUCAACAAGAACCUAUUUCACAAUCUUAGAGGGAGACCUGAUCGGUUUGCCCGACCUCUCGAUUGGACUACUCGCAAGCGAAUAGCCUUGGGAGCAGCAAGGGGGCUUGCACACCUUCACAAUCAAGGCAACAUCAAGAUAUUGCAUCGUAACAUCUGCCCAAUCAAUAUACUGCUGAAUGUGCAUUUUGAGGCCGUGAUAGGAGGAUUUUCGCUUGCUGUGAUCAUGCAUGAGAAUAAUGCAGAGGAAGGGACUAUUGAGUGGCUCCCGUGGUCAGCUGAUUCUGGCUCCGAUUCUCAAUCCUGCCAUCGCUAUGAAGAUGUUUAUGUCAACACCACCCUCGGUGGCACAGUGGGGUUUGUUGCCCCCGAGUAUUGUCACUCAGGAAAGUGCACACUGAAGAAUGAUGUCUUUGCAUACGGGACAAUGCUUCUCGAGCUCAUGUCGGGAACCAGAAUUUCAAAACUUAAAUUGUCGGUGAUCUUAAGAACAAGAACGAGUUGGGAAGGGUGA